This is a messenger RNA of Sinocyclocheilus anshuiensis, 945 nucleotides long. It is a transcript of the gene rab3da, whose product is annotated as RAB3D, member RAS oncogene family, a. The record is from RefSeq and is a predicted model, not a curated record. NCBI's taxonomy places the organism in Eukaryota, Metazoa, Chordata, Actinopteri, Cypriniformes, Cyprinidae. The transcript is spliced from 5 exons. Gene Ontology annotation, molecular function: GTP binding; GTPase activity. The coding region runs from base 248 to 916 and encodes 222 amino acids.
AGCACAAAAAAAGACUGGUCGACAGCCAGGUCGCUGCAGUCAUGAAGCGUCUGGUUUUGCAACGCCCCUCUUUAGGGAAGGGAAUGGUCGGCUAUUAAACCGAUAAGGCGAGUGGACCCUUUCCAGUGUGUUUUGCGGGAAAAGUGAAACUGGAUCUGCGAGGACUGAAUGUCCGAAAACAACUGAGGAAAAGCGCAACAUCAACUUUACAGAAUAAAAUAACCACCUCUAAGAAGAGCCGGAUAAGAUGGCGUCGGCCAAUGAUACCCGUCAGCAGGCGCAGGUGCAGAAGGAUGUAUCCGAUCAGAAUUUUGACUACAUGUUCAAGCUGCUCAUCAUUGGCAACAGCAGUGUGGGAAAAACUAGUUUUCUGUUCCGUUACGCUGACGACUCCUUCACCUCUGCGUUUGUCAGCACGGUCGGCAUAGACUUUAAAGUCAAAACGGUGUACCGCAACGAGAAACGAGUCAAACUGCAAAUAUGGGACACAGCAGGGCAGGAGAGGUACCGCACUAUUACCACAGCGUACUACAGAGGGGCCAUGGGCUUCCUGCUAAUGUACGACAUCACUAACCAAGACUCCUUCUACGCUGUGCAAGACUGGGCAACUCAGAUUAAAACGUACUCGUGGGACAACGCUCAGGUGAUUCUGGUGGGAAACAAAUGUGAUCUGGAGGACGACAGACUGGUGUCCAGAGAGGAUGGAGAGAGACUGGCUAAUGAGCUAGGCUUCCAGUUUUUCGAGGCCAGUGCGAAGGAUAACAUUAACGUCAAGCAGGUGUUUGAGCGGCUGGUCGAUAUCAUCUGUGACCAAAUGAACGAGAGCUUGGAUGGAGACCCGAGCAUGUUAACCAAUCACAAAGGCCCGAGUCUGCAAGACACGCCCCCUGAUGCACAGAGCAGCUGUGGAUGUUAAUGAUCGUCUCUCAGCAAACACUCAUCCUU